GAAGGACACCCAUUACCUUCAGAAGUUACCAUAGCAUAUAAUUUUGAAACAAAUGCAAUAGAUUUUAAAAUCGCCUCUGCAAAGAAGUCAGGUUUUACAUUUAAUGAAGCAGAUGUAUAUUCGAAUGAAAACUUCAAAGCUAUUGCAUGGUUAGAUAAUGACGAUUGCUUUAAGAAAAUAUUUAAAUUCAGUGACUCAAAGAUGUCAAUAGAUGACCUUCGUGGAAUGUUACCAUCGACGUUUACAGUUGAAGGCUCAGCAGGAUUGCUUACAAGAUUGUCAAUUGGUGGCGUUUGGUCUCGUGAGAACAUUGUUAUAAAAUCCAGUAUAAGUGAAUUUGCUGAAGAAUCUAUAUUAUGUCUUUCAAACUACAUGUAUUCGCCACCGAAGCAUUAUAGUAUAACAAACUUUGUCAGUAAGUUUAACAUAAGACUUGUCGAACCUUCUUCAAUGAAAGAUGUUGUGCUACCUAAAGAUGGAAAGGAUGGACUCAUUAUUGAGAUGAUUUUAAUUGCAUAUUAA
Molecule: messenger RNA, 522 nt
Organism: Trichomonas vaginalis G3
Lineage: Eukaryota; Parabasalia; Trichomonadida; Trichomonadidae
Exons: 1
Source: RefSeq, a predicted model, not a curated record